AUGUCUAAUCCUCAAGUAUAUCCCAAUCCCAUUAGUCAAUCAGCCCCUUCAUUUCAAUUUUCAUCCCAAGGGCAUCCGUCUCAAGGGUUUCAGCCAUACGGAUAUCCCCCGCAAUGGUAUCCCCCUCCAGGAUUUUCCCUGCAAGGAUAUCCUUCGCAGGGGUAUAUGUUCUCUGAGUCCUCUAGGAGGACAAGUGUAGAUGGGAGUUGUACUGAUGGAGGCACACCAUCUUCAAGAAGGGCAGUUCAAGGUUUGGAGAAUAUAAAUCUCUCUAUUGAGCCAAAAUCCGACGACGAUGAACAGAAUGCCAACAAGCACCGAGUGUUUUAUUCAGAUGCAGAGUGUGAAGUUCUUGCGCAAUGUUGGAUCGAUAUUACCAUCAAUUCCGUGGUUGAAAAUGACCAAAAGUUGGAGAAAAUAUGGAAACGCAUUGCAGAAGCCUACAAUAAAAAUCGCCCUACCAACACUCCAAGAAGAGAACCCACACAAUUGAAGGCUCAUUUCUACAAGUUGCAAAAACAUGUGAAAUUAUUUUUUGAAUGUUACAAGAGGAUUGCAAGCAUCUGGAGGAGCGGUACGAAUGAUGCCGAUAUCAUAGAGACGACACAAACAAAAUACAAGCAGCAUCACGGUACAAAUGGUUUUAAGUACGUUGGAGUUUGGAGAAUUUUGUCUAAUGUUCCCAAGUUUGUCGAGGUGGAAGGAAAUGUUCAAGCAUCCAAAAGAACCAAAAAUACAGAAGAAGGAGCUUACACGUCAUCUUCUACAGCUGAAGAAACUCCCAUGAGCCGCCCAAUGGGGUAG
This is a messenger RNA of Salvia miltiorrhiza (redroot sage), 804 nucleotides long. RefSeq lists its product as uncharacterized. The coding region runs from base 1 to 804 and encodes 267 amino acids. Lineage: Eukaryota; Viridiplantae; Streptophyta; Magnoliopsida; Lamiales; Lamiaceae. The transcript has a single exon. The record is from RefSeq and is a predicted model, not a curated record.